Alternaria alternata is the source of this 1064-nucleotide messenger RNA. RefSeq lists its product as hypothetical. Bases 291 to 875 code for a protein of 194 amino acids. The record is from RefSeq and is a predicted model, not a curated record. The transcript has a single exon. NCBI's taxonomy places the organism in Eukaryota, Fungi, Ascomycota, Dothideomycetes, Pleosporales, Pleosporaceae.
GCUGAUAAAACCUAGUCAGUCGGUAUACAUGCUCAAUGCGACAGAGCUCGGGCUCCAACGAUACAGUUGUACGCAUGCUCUUGGCAUGGAAACCAUUUCAUCUACGGCAGCUUUCAAUGGGUUUCUUAUACCUUUAUCUAGGCUUCCAGACCGAUGACGUCUUUGUAGGAUCAUCAUCUGCUAUGUCAUAUCAAUAAUUGGGCUUGCGAUUUCCUUUCCUACCAACACGCUCUAUUCCAUAUCAAACCCUAAUUUCAAGCACCAAUCCCACCACUCAUACAUCUUUCAAAAUGCCGUCUUUGAACCUGACUCCCCUCGCCUCCCUCCGCCUAAGCACCCACUACAUCCCCACACACGCUCACAUCCCCAAUACAACGCCACAUAGCCAUCCCCUCUUCAUCUACCACUCUGCUUUUCCUCCCUCAACCUCAGCCUCCACAUUAGAGUCGCACCUCCCCACCAACAAUCUUUCUCCACAAUGGCGUUACACAAUGUACACCACGACGCACUAUCAUAGCACCACACAUGAAGUCCUCUGUGUAUUCAACGGCCGUGCAAAACUAUCGUUCGGCGGGGAAUCUAACCCUGGGAAGGUCGAAACGGAGGUCAAAGCCGGAGACGCUAUUGUUGUGCCUGCGGGUGUCGGGCACAGAUUGAUUGAAGAUGUCGAGGGUGGUUUCCAGAUGGUUGGCAGUUAUCCGAAGGGAUGUAGUUGGGAUAUGUGUUAUGGGAAGCAGGGAGAAGAGAAGAAAGCGGAGGCGGUGGGGAACGUGGAGUGGUUGGAAAAAGACCCCUUGUAUGGGAAUGAUGGCCCGGUGACUUGGGCUAAGGAGAAGCUCGAGAAGUUCUGUCGGGGGGACAAGAGUGAACUGUGAUUGUGUUGGAGGUGUCUUGUAGCGCCCUUAUCACUAUUGCAAUACUACAUCUCACUGUGGCGGACAGGUGACUUCAACAGUAAGGUCCCCUAGCAGUAUACUGAUUCCAUGAACGAGAGCUCCUAGCCUGGGGCCUUGUACGAUCUGCUGACACAGUCUCUUCUAGGGGUCGAUUUACUGAAGGUACCU